This is a messenger RNA of Beta vulgaris subsp. vulgaris (sugar beet), 2156 nucleotides long. RefSeq names its product succinate-semialdehyde dehydrogenase, mitochondrial. The coding region runs from base 88 to 1689 and encodes 533 amino acids. The record is from RefSeq and is a predicted model, not a curated record. Gene Ontology annotation, biological process: GABA catabolic process. Lineage: Eukaryota; Viridiplantae; Streptophyta; Magnoliopsida; Caryophyllales; Amaranthaceae. The transcript is spliced from 21 exons. Gene Ontology annotation, molecular function: succinate-semialdehyde dehydrogenase (NAD+) activity.
CCUAGUCACUCUAUCUCGUAAAUUAGUUGCAUCAAGCUUAUAAUUGCAUCAAAGCUUCAUUUGGGAUUCAUUCAUCUUGAUUCAAAAAUGACACUGACGAGAAGAGUGAUAUCAGGCAUGGCUGUUUCUGGCGCCAUCAAAUUGCUUUCUCUCUCAUCUCACGUCACGUCCAUGCAUCGUUCUUCUGCUAUCCUCUAUCGCCAGAUGAGCACUGAAGCUCAAAAUGUUGCUACAAGACUAAAAAGUUCGGGACUGUUGCGAAGUCAAGCUCUGAUUGCAGGAAAAUGGACUGAAGCUUAUGACAAGAAGGUUAUUGAGGUAACCAAUCCUGCUACUGGUGAUGUUGUGGCGAAUGUUCCAUGCAUGGGUGUGAGGGAGACAAAUGAUGCAAUAUCUGCAGCUCAUGAAGCUUUCAGCACGUGGAGCAAAACCACAGCAGCGGAAAGGAGCAAAUGCCUACGGAAAUGGUAUGAUUUGCUGAUUGCUAACAAGGAGGAGCUUGGACAACUUAUUACAUUAGAGCAAGGAAAACCCUUGAAAGAAGCAAUUGGAGAGGUUUCCUAUGGGGCUGCUUUUAUUGAAUUUUUUUCCGAGGAGGCAAAACGUGUUUAUGGUGAAAUUAUACCUACUCCACUUUCUGAUCGUCGGUUAUUUGUUCUGAAACAGCCGGUUGGUGUUGUUGGAGUCAUUACUCCUUGGAAUUUCCCACUAGCAAUGAUUACUCGAAAGGUUGGUCCUGCUCUUGCCAGUGGUUGCACUGUAGUGAUUAAACCAUCAGAGCUUACCCCCUUGACAGCUUUGGCAGCAGCUGAACUCUCCAUUCAGGCUGGGAUACCUCCGGGUGCAGUAAAUGUAGUAAUGGGCAAUGCUACAGAAAUUGGAGAUGCAUUAUUGGCCAGUUCAGAGGUGAGGAAGAUUACCUUCACAGGCUCAACUGCUGUGGGAAAGAAGUUAAUGGCUGGUGCCGCCAAUACUGUUAAAAGGGUGUCGUUGGAACUUGGUGGCAAUGCACCCUGCAUAAUAUUUGAUGAUGCAGACUUGGAUGUGGCAGUGAAAGGAGCUCUUGGGUCCAAGUUCCGUAAUAGUGGACAAACAUGUGUAUGUGCUAAUAGGAUUCUUGUUCAAGAAGGUAUCUAUGAAGAAUUCGCAAGUGCUUUUUCAAAUGCUGUCCAGAACCUUCAAGUUGGGGAUGGUUUUGCUGAUGGUAUUGUCCAGGGACCACUUAUUAAUGAAGCUGGUCUUCAGAAGGUUGAAACAUUUGUCCAAGAUGCCAUUUCAAAGGGAGCAAAAGUGCUGAUAGGGGGUAGAAGACAUCGUCUUGGAAUGACGUUUUAUGAACCCACUGUCAUGACCAACAUCAAGAGUGAGAUGCUUUUGUCAAGGGAAGAAAUCUUUGGACCUGUUGCUCCUCUUCAUCCCUUUAGAACAGAGGACGAAGCUAUCCGUUUGGCAAACGACACCAAUGCAGGAUUAGCUGCAUAUAUAUUCACAACAAACAUUCAACGCUCUUGGCGUGUCAGUGAGGCCCUUGAGUAUGGAAUUGUUGGUGUUAAUGAGGGAUUAGUUUCCACGGAGGUAGCUCCAUUUGGAGGAUUCAAGCAGUCUGGUAUUGGCCGAGAGGGUUCAAAGUAUGGCAUCGAUGAAUAUAUUGAAGUUAAAUAUGUAUGCUUAGGAAAUAUGCAGAGUUAACUCAUUUGGGACAAAUGCAGUAACCUUCAAUCAGGUUUCUGUUACUGUAAGUUGGGUCAGGACACUAGCUCGGGUGAACAUGCCAAGUGAGCAUGAGAAUUAUAAACCAGACUAGUAUGUACUUGUAGUUAUCGGUUUUCCUUCCAGCGGCUAAUGCUUGUAAAAGAUGCACAUCAAUAAUCUGACUCAAUGAGUCUAGUUGCCUGUCAAAGACUUCAACAGUUGUAUUUAAACAUGGAAUGGACUACGUUCAAAACGACAUGGCUAAAUAGAUACAUUUGAAUUGUAUAAGUGUUUUGCAAAACGUUAAAUAGAUACAUUUGAAUUGUAUAAGUGUUUUGCAAAAUAUUACAUUACAUGGUUUCCCGUAGUUUCACUAUGCAACAACUAGAAUGGUCUAGUAAUAAGGUUUGUAUUUCAACCUCAAAAUUUUGGAAUCAAACAUACUCUAUAGACAUUUUAAGUGA